This is a messenger RNA of Mya arenaria, 3734 nucleotides long. RefSeq lists its product as uncharacterized. Gene Ontology annotation, biological process: photoreceptor cell maintenance; chaperone-mediated protein complex assembly. The transcript has 11 exons. Bases 96 to 3203 code for a protein of 1035 amino acids. NCBI's taxonomy places the organism in Eukaryota, Metazoa, Mollusca, Bivalvia, Myida, Myidae. The record is from RefSeq and is a predicted model, not a curated record.
GUUGUCUGCUCCCAUAUAUCCAAAGACGCAAACUGUGUAAACAAACACAGUUUUUUUGUAUUUUGAUCCACUUAACGUAUUAACAACACUCAAUUAUGGAAGUGAAUUCAUUAUUCCAUUAUCUAGAAAAGAUUGUAACGGACAUGUUGGCAAAUCCAGGAAGCACCAAGUGCUUGUAUGCAGAAGAUGGAAGCAGAUUUUUCAAGUUUGCUUCCCUCAUAUUUGAAGACAUGGAUGUGAAGGAUCCUCAAUCUUUGUACUUACGAGAGGCAUUGCGAGGAUUUAGGAAGUCCUACGGGUCAAGAUCGGCUGAUGUCUGCUUGUAUUACGUUUUUCAGUUUAUCAAAGUUGCUCAACAUCUUCAACCUCAGGGCGUACCCUUUGCUUUAACAACAAAUGAAAUGAAGGCCACUCUGGAACAAUGUAAAAAGCAUCUUGUCUCACAUGUUUCCUCUACUUUCAAUAUUCUUCAAACAGGAGAUCUUCCAUGCUUUGAUACUGACAAACCUCAUGACACAGAACUUCCUCAUGUUCUUGAUAUUAACUUGACCCAUUGGGAAGCAAGAGACUCCUAUACAGCAGCAACUUCUGAGUCAUAUCAUAGGGAUCAAAUAGAUGCAAUUGCGUGUGGAAGGAAAUAUGUUACAGAAAAAGUUCAAAAAUCAAUAGACCUUAAUAAUUUUCAUGGCAGAAAAAGUGAUGUUGUUUCUGAAAAACAAGAUUGCAAAUCAUCUGGAUGUGCUGUUGAUGUUGUGAAAUGUGUCCCUGGUACAAGGAAUAAAGAGAUAACUGAAGAUAAGACUUGUAUAAAUGGAAAGGGUAACUUAACUGAUAUGGCCAAACAAAAAGAAGUAAUUGGUUUGGGAAAAGAAACAACUGAUAAUGGAGAUCGAGAUGAGGUCAUACACCUAGAAAUGAGAAAUCUGAAACAAGAUUUGAUUGAAGAUGAUGUUUCUUGGUUCUUUUCCACUGAAGAUAGAUCAUUGAUGAAAGUAAAGAAUGAAGUUGUUUCAUCUAAUUUGCAUGAAAAUAAGAGAAUUGCAGUUGAAAUAGAAAUUGAAAAUAACACAGAAUCGAAUGAAAAACAAAUGGUUGAGGUUGAAGGUAAAGCAAUUGAAUAUGCAUUGACAAUUUCACGAAAAGCUAAUGACAAAGAAACCACUGAAGUAAAAUCUGAGGAAAUUGAAGAUGACCUAAUUAGAGAACUAGAACAGUUGCAGAAAGAUAUAGCAAAUGAUCUUGAACAAGUUGCCUUGCUUCAAAAUCAUACAGCUGCAAAACAAGUAAAGAGGUCAAAUGACUCAAUAGAUGAAGUAUCUGUGAUAAAUACUUCCUCUGACAGCGACUUUGAAGAUUGUUUUGAUGAUUUUGAGAGAACUACUAAAACAAAUAAAGAUUACAAUGAAAUGAAAUUGAAGAAGAAGACACAAGAAAGUCUGUUUAAAUUUGAUACAUUUGAUAUUGAGUUAGGUGAAAAUUUGGAUCAAGAGUUUAAAGAAGUGGUGUUUGUAAUGGAUACCAGUGCAGAAAUGAAAAGAGCUGAAAGUUUUGUUGAUGAUGAAGAACAAGACAAUAAUCAAGAAAAUAGUGGACACACGACUUCUACAGCAAAGUCACAAGAAUUGCUUGGCUCCAGACAGUUGCAUAACACUGAUCCAAAGGAAUUUAGUUUACCACUAAAUAGUUUAGCUAAAUCUCAAAGUAAGCUUGAUUCUUUAAAUCUUCAGGAUGUUCAAAUGAUGUUAAAAUGUGUCAAUGAUAAGCAGAGCACAUUUGCAGCUAAGAUGGCUGUUCUAAGUAGACAUUUGAAUGUUAAUAAUGAUGUAAACUCAGAAAAUAAAAGUGAAGUUGUAACAGACCCAUCAAACAGAAGUAUCAACAAUGGAGAUGGAAAACUAAACAAGGAUAGCAAUACAGAUACCACAAGCCCAGUUAACAUUGAGGUUAAGCAUAUAAACAGAACUAAAAAAGAGCUAAUAGAAGAUGGCAAGGACCAGCUCGACCAACAGACUCGCCAACAAGAAACUGAUGUGAACAAAAAACUGGAUCCAAGCAAUAAAAAGAGUUUUUACAAGAAACAUGCGGAUAUUACAAUUCAGAAAGACAAAUCCAAAAACAGAAAUGAAAUUUUAAAACUUGUGAAAGGAACUGUUGGUGACAAUGACAGUGAAAUUGCAGAUGUUGUAACAGAUAUUAUUAUGUUCCAAAAUGACGGAAAGGCAGAGGGGAAAAAGUUUAUUCUGGACCCAGCUGUUGUGCAGUGUUACUGUCAGCCUGGUGGGAAGAGAAGACCAGUUCUGGUUCCUGGUUUGGUGAUAUCUACAUUAUCUAACCAACUGGGAACCAUUCUCAGAAAUGGACAGUCAACAUCAUACAGGACUUUGCUCCUGAAUGCCGACCUAGCACGGGACUUCAGACACAAAGGUUACAAGAGCAUGAAAGGGACACAACUCAUUUCAGCUGAAAACUAUGCCUCCACAGUUGAUGAGAAAUCUACCUGGAAACAAUCCAUUUUCACUGUUCUCAAUCAGUUGAAAGUCAACCUGAUACUGGUAAAAGGAACAGCAUCAGAAUGGAUCAGAACAGAGCUGGAAUCAAAUGGCGUGGUUGUGCUUGACCAGAUGGGUUACCGAGCAUUGGAGCUUGUUUCCAUGGCAACACAAACAGACAUGCUUACCUAUGUUUUACUAGCAAAUGAGGACAUGGUAUCUGAGGGUAUAUCCUUGUCUUCAUGGCAACCAGACUGGAUGGACCAUUUAAAAUGUCACAAUGAAGUUGUCUUAACUGUUCACAAGUCACCAUUGCAGACAGUGGUCAUUAGCGAAAUUCACCCUGCACUCUGUGACCUCCGAGAGCAGGAGUUCUGGGAUUGUUUGUACCAGCUGACCUCAGUUUUGACCUUUGAUGACAUAGUUGUGGGUCAAGGUCAAAUAGAGAAAUACUGCAUUGAUGUCAUUGAAAAAAAGAUAGGUGUCCUUCAUUCGGCAUCCGAUGUUAGCUACAGACCACCAAUACUUGAAACAUUUCAAAGAGCUCUUCAGCAUUACAUACAACAUGUGUCGCCUUACCACGGAUACAUUGAAAGCUCAACUAUGAAGAUGAAAAUUCUUACAAGAGCGCUAGACAUAGCGAGUGUAGUUGUAAAUAUUGACUGUUUCAUACAGACAGGGCGUACUGAUAAUGAUAACGUGGACAGCUUGUGAAAAGUCAAAAGUAGUGAUUCCCAUUGCUUGGAACACUUAACCAAAAAGUGUAAAAACAGAUUCAAGAUAAAGAUAGACGUUGGAAUGAGAACAUUAAAUACAUUAUGUAUUCAUUAUGAUUGUAUCAUUUAUGAGUGGUCAUUCAAUAUGGAAUUUAUUAUAUACGUUUUCAGAAAUUGAUAAAAACAAGCCAAGCCUUAUUAAUAUAUAUGACAUUUUGUCGAUUUAAGUUUAAUAGUAAGUAUAUUAAAUUUAAUUUUGAAGCCAAAAAUGUGAUAUUCUAUUUAUACCAUGCUGCAUGAUGGCAAUUUAUGGUAAAAGUUUAUUUAUAAUCAUAGAAUACUUUCUGAAAGGUUAAUCUGCAAUAGAUAUUUAGCCGUAAAGGUAAAUCAACUGCAACUAUGUUUAUGAAGGUUUAGAAGUUUGAAUUAAUAUGAAAUUACUUGAAAUCUUAUAGUGAAUUAUUUUGCAAAACCAUUUAUUGUGUUUAUUGUUCAUUUUGAUGUUAGAGCAAUAAAUAGUUUCUACUUA